Messenger RNA from Pseudoliparis swirei, 6184 nucleotides. It is a transcript of the gene yeats2, whose product is annotated as YEATS domain containing 2. Gene Ontology annotation, cellular component: NuA4 histone acetyltransferase complex. The transcript has 30 exons. Lineage: Eukaryota; Metazoa; Chordata; Actinopteri; Perciformes; Liparidae. Gene Ontology annotation, biological process: regulation of transcription by RNA polymerase II; chromatin remodeling. The coding region runs from base 543 to 4829 and encodes 1428 amino acids. Gene Ontology annotation, molecular function: histone binding. The record is from RefSeq and is a predicted model, not a curated record.
GGCUCAGUCGGGAUGAGUUCUCCUGCGUUGUGACAUCUUUGUAAAACAGCGCUCCCUGGUGGCGACUCGGGUGAAUUGCAACGCUAGCUGUCCCACUUCUUAGCUUACUUGUCCACCUCGAGAUUUAGCAUUUUACUACACACACAAGUGUAUGAGGUGAACGCAGCGUAACGCAAAGGACAUGCUGCCGCUGAAUUAAAACACACGCCUCCCAGAGAGACGCUGCUCCCCAGCACACGACGCUGCAGGGAGUUCACAUUUCAGACGGAUUGAGUCGGUGGAUACAACUGUGUGCUAACGUUAGCCACACUCGCAAACAAGGAUAGCAGUUGGCUAACGGUACGACUGCCGGCUACACGACCGCUGGACACCGUCCGGUGGCGUAACGUGUCAUGCGUUUGUUAUAAGCUGCUUCGUUGGAGGCUCUGGUUCCUCCUGUGUCCGUAUAAUUAACCACCCACUCCGUGCUCGUUGUCUGUGGGUAGUAGCUUCCUUGCUAGCUGGCUAACUCGCUGCUAAGUGGGGACCAUAACAAGGCGGUCAUGUCAGGAAUUAAAAGGAAAAUAGAAGGCAAUGAUCCCGACUAUGAUGACAUUUCGCUGUUUCAGAAUAGUAAGAGAAACAAAGCGGCUGAACAUAAUGCCCGAGAAGCAGCAGUACAGAAGAUUGAGACCAUCAUCAGGGAGCAGUUUUCUCUGGAGAUGAAGAACAAAGAGCACGAGAUCGAUGUGAUCAGUCAGAGACUCAAUGAAGCCAGGAGGAUGAUGGACAAGCUCAGGGCAUGCAUAGUGGCUAAUUACUAUGCCAAUGCAGGAAUAAUAAAGCUCCCAGAGCAUGUUUCCAAGAGUGACCCUGCCGCGCUGAACCAUCCAGCCAUCCGGCGGUUCCUGGAGUCCCCAUCCCGGUCCUCUUCCCCUCUCAACCAGGGCUCUGAGACUCCCUCUCUGGCCCACUCAGAGUCCGAGUCCCUCUCCCAGCAAGGAGAGGGAGCUGAGAGGGAUGGAGAGGGGGCGUGGAGAGACGACGGCGGCGGGCCGGAGCGCAGACCAGGGCGCAAUACGGGCACGGACACAUUUGGUGUGCCAUUGUCCUUAGGAGCAGAGCAGAGGGUGACUUAUCAAACCUCUGGAAAUGAAUCCUCUCGACUCUAUGCAAAGAAGACCAUUGUAGUGGGGAACGUGUCCAGGUACAUUCCCCCAGAUAAGCGUGAAGAAAAUGACCAAUCUACCCACAAGUGGAUGGUGUACGUCAGGGGCUCCAGGAGGGAACCCAGUAUCGACCACUUUGUGAAGAAAGUCUGGUUCUUCUUGCAUCCCAGCUACAAACCCAACGACCUCGUGGAAGUCAGUGAGCCGCCCUUUCAUUUAACACGUCGCGGUUGGGGGGAGUUCCCUGUGAGGAUCCAGAUCCACUUCAAAGACACUCGCAACAAACGCAUUGACAUCAUCCACCAGCUAAAGCUGGACAGAACAUACACUGGGCUGCAGACACUCGGGGCAGAAACUGUGGUUGAUGUGGAGCUCUAUAGGAACUCUCUCGGGGAGGACUACAUCCCUCAGCCCUCUUCCUCCAAGGUGACUCACAGAGCAGCCAGCCCCACGUUGGCCACCUCCCUGGACCAAAGUUCUCCCAUCUCACAUGAUACAAGUGCAGAAAAAGGUUUCAUCAAAGUGGAGAUGGGAAGGUCUGCAGGCGGCCAUAGCUCCGGCCUCACCGCUGGUGAACGCACUCCAACCCGACCCAAAGUCAGCGACAGGAUCACUCUGGGUUCCCAUGGCAACUCGGCCUUCCAGCCCAUCACAGCGAGCUGUAAGAUUGUCCCAAUAGGAUUUCCUCCCAGCCCUGCCGAAUCGCCCAGUAAAUCGUUCCAACCGAUCACCAUGAGCUGUAAGAUUGUUUCAGGGUCUCCCAUCUCCACGCCGAGCCACUCGCCGCUGCCUCGCACACCGACCACCUCGACCCCCGUCCACAGCAAGCAGAGCUCCUCAGUCCUCAAUAACCCGUACAUCAUUGUUGACAAGCCUGGCCAUGUGAUCGGCAUGGCUUCCUCAUCCGCUGCCUCCACAGGAAUCACCUCAGCCAAACAGUCUGUUGCUCAAGGCACUCGCUCUCCAGCCCCCAAAGUUCACACUGGCACCUUUUUCUCUUCAGGGAUGAAGGUUAUUAUCAAGCAAGAGCCAGGGGAGGUUUCCACACAUCAGCAGCAGAUGGUUUCCACAGUAACCAGCCAGCAGCAACCUGCCGCUACAGCAGCACACCAGUUUGUCGCAGUGAAGGGAGGUCACAUGAUCUCCAUGUCGGCCCAGAAACAGGCCGGAGGGGCCACGGGGGCAACAACUAACAAGAUGUUGGGCAUUCCCGUUAGCUCAACGUUCCAGUCUGCAGUCAAACAGGUGGCUAUCAGCAGUGGACAGAUUCUGGUGACCAAGGGCAACCCUUGUGUCUCCAAGGUGAUGGGCGGGAAGCAGGUUUUGGCUCAGGGAGUCGCUAAAGCCAUCGUCAGUGGAGCCAGUAGCAUCUCUGGUCCGCAGGCCGCCGCCAAGGUGGCUGGUGGUUCAAGUGGCAAGAGCGGAGUGAUGGCCACUCUUCAGCUGCCAGCCAACAAUUUGGCCAAUCUGGCCAAUUUACCGCCCGGCACCAAGCUCUACCUGACCACCAACAGUAAGAAUCCUUCGGGAAAGGGCAAGCUGCUUCUCAUCCCACAGGGAGCUAUCCUCCGAGCCUCCAGUGCAAGUCAGCAGUCCCAGAGCAGCUCAUCGGCAGGCGCUGGCGCUUCUCAGACCUCCUCUUCCUCUUCCAGCAGUCUGCCCUCUAACCUCUCCUACACGUCAUAUAUCCUUAAGCAGACCCCACAGGGCACGUUCCUGGUCGGCCAGCCAGCCCAGGGUUCAGGGAAGCAGGCAGGUUCCAGCUCGGCAGGCCAUGCAGCAUCAUCUCCAGCAACUGCUACCCAGCAGGCCAUCCGGGUGACAGCCGGCCAGAAGGCAGCUAUCCUGGCUCAGGUGGUGGGCGGCUCCCAGGGUGCACAGAUGAAGUUGUCUGACGGCUCAGUCAAGACGGUCACGGCGUCUGCAGCGGGCCACUUGUCCAAGCCGGGGACGACCAUGUUGAGGAUGACAGGCGGAGUCAUCACUGCCGCUAGUUCCACUCCCGGCUCCGUCGGGGCUGCAGCCAGUCAACAACAGGCUGCCGAUGGCGGGAAGUCUGCCUCUCAGCACCACUCGCUCCUGGUGGCAGCCAACCAAGCCGUGGUCAUCAGUGCAGCUAAGAGCGCCAGCGCUGCCGCUGCUGGGGGCAGCCUGUCAAAGACGGCGAUGGCCAACUUGGUCAAGGGUGCUGGCAACUCCGCCACAAUGACGAAGGGUGCUGCAGGCUCGGCGGGAGCCGUGGUAACGGUCGCCAAAGGCGUUGCCAACAUGCCCGUCGUCGGCAUGUCGAAGGGUGCAGGGGUGGGGCCUGUGGUGGGUGCGCCCAAAAGCAGCGGCACGUCAUUGGUCACUGCGGCCUCGUUAGUCAGCGGGAUGGUUGCAGGAGGAGGGAAGACGGGCGCUACUCUCUCAGGUAUGCUGAAGAUCCACUCUGGAGGCUCCAGCUCCCAGCAGACUGUCUUAACCAUCCCUGCCAACCAGCUCAAGCAGCUGGGGGUCGGCGCUGGUUCUGGGGGGGUGCAGAACAUACUCAUCAUGCCGCUUGGGAAAGUGUCUAAAGGCCCAGUCUCCAGUACUCCUCUUUCCUCCUCUUCCACCACUCCUGGAGCAGCUGGAGCCUCCCCGAGUCCCGCCAGCCAGGCGUCCCCCUCCCUUGCCCUGCCUCUGGCACAAGUGAAGACGGAGCCCGGUGCCAGCACGGCGGUCACAGCCGCUCCGUCUCCCCCGGUGGCUGCUCCCGGAGCCUCUUCUGUCAACGUGGCCUCUGCAGCCACCACAGUCAAGCAGGAGCAAGGGGCAGAUAACUCUGCACACGACCUCAUCAACACUGAACACAUAGAGACCAUGAUGCAGCUGCUGACUGCCGUGAUGAAGAAGUUCCCUCUUAUUGUUCCAGAUAAAACUGAAGACUCCCAUCCAUUCUGUGCCUCUUCAACUGAACAGUAUUAUUCCUGGACUAUUGGCAAGCGCAGAGCGUCAGAGCUUCAGCGAGCGGUGGCAGUGAAGCGGGUGGUCCAGGACGUGUUGGACCGCUCCCCCCGCCUGCAGGCCCUCACCCCCCCAAAGACCAGAGAGGUGGCGCAGUGGUGCCGGCAGAGGGGCUACACGCCACCCGACCUCGAACCCCAACGCAAGAAUGACGACGAGUCCAUCGAGGACAUCCUCACUCAGAUUGAUAACGAGCCCGAGUGCCCGACCACCCUGAGUAGCUGUGAGGAGCUGGUGCUGCGGCUGGAGCAGAUGCAAGCUCUGCUGAAGACCGAACCGGAGGAGGCCGACGACCAGAUAGUCGACAUCGUCACGGUGACCCCUCCCUGCCAGAAACUCAAGGUCAAAGAAGAGGCGCAAGAGGCUGAUUUGGAGCCUAAGUUCUACCUGGGCCCCUGCCUGUCCGCUCAGUUUGUCAGUGAAGCAGCGCAGCAGAUCGGGGUAAACUUCCAGCCAGUCGAGGUGGAGAAAAAUGUGUUCGCUCCAGUAGUGGAAGCCAUGAUUCUGAAGGCUACUGAACAGUUUGCCAGUGACGUCCUGAGAGAAGCUCUGGCGGGGGCCUACACUAAGUCCCCACAGAACAGGGCUCCAAGAGAGAUCACGGCCAUGAACAUCCACCAGGCCGCCAGUAGCAUCCCCACCUGUGACUUCAUCACCAACACACACAUGGGUUACCUGACGAAGGACAAUUGAGGCGUCGUGACAUCGGCUGUAACCCGACACCCAGAUGUGAGGAGGUGCAUGUUGACCGCCAGUGGACUCUGAAGGGACGGACCCGUCACACCUGGACGUAGCGCUGCUGCUCUCACUAAUGUACUGGUCAUUAACGUAGUCAUAGAAGGGCUCGGCUCGCUCACACAGCCGUUUCUACUACCCCGAGUAUAUUUUGGUCCUCGUGUUUCGAGAAGCGGCAUCGCGGGGCGUUUGAUGUUGAGAAGCCGCCGUGCUCUCGCUUACCUCAUAACAAGAUUGUCUCGAUGAUGAAGUGUUUCCUGCUAGACAGCCAGCCAGUCGCCGGGGAAAUGAAGCCUGAGUCCGGGACUAGAAGACUCCACCAGACGGCUGUUCCCUCCUCCUCCUCCUCCUCCUUCUUCUUCACCCCACUGUCACAGUGUCGGCUUGUCAACAGGUGGACCACAGAUUCAAAACAAGUUGGAAACAUUAAUGAACAUCCGAGUGUUUGAGUUCUCUAUCAAUCACCUUGGUAGUGAUGUCAGGCGGGCGCUUUGGGCAACGAGAGAGAUUCUUCCACAAGUGCCAUUGCUAUGGCAACCAAUGAUUCGUCACUGCCAACAUCCUUUGAUGUCGUUCAGUGUAACCUGGCUGAAGUAAUUAUGGUUCCUACGAUGCCGCUGUUUUAUGAAGUCUCUUCAGAGGAGGCGACUGAUUCAUGUUUCUUAUUUUUAUGUUGCACACAGAUUAUGAAACAUCCCAUGUUUGAUUUACCAAGAAAGACACAGCGAGUAUCUACUUGACAAACAAUCCUGUCGUUAUGACUUCAAGACGUCACUCUGAAUAUGUAUCUUCUCUCCUGCGUGAACCCGCUCUGAUGGCCAGUUGAAAGUGCUUUUAAGUGUUCUGGUUAACAGCCAUGAUGUGUCGAUCAUGUGACGUGCACAGUGUUUAUGACUAAUAUGAAAUAGAUGGUGUUUUCUAAUCCUGUUGUAUUUUUUAAUCUAAUAACAAUAACUGCGAACAGUAAUGCCCUUACAGGUGUGUGUGUCUCUGUGUGUAUGAAUAUGUGUGGCUAGUGAUUGUAGUAAUCACAAAAGUUAAUUAAUUUGAUGUUAAGUGAGUGCCUGUGUGUGUGUGUGUCGUCAGCCCAUCUAUAGUUUGGUCGUGUGUCUCAUGUGGAGCUUUGCAUUAUGUUGAUGUCUCGAGGAUUGGACAGGUGUUUGGCCGAGUGGUUUCGAGGCCCCUUCAACUGAGUCGUAGUGGAAGGUUAGCGAGCGUUGUAUUCUCAUGUUUCAGUGCAAACCAAUAAUAUAAUCAAUAUUCUUGUAAUAAACAAAGAAAAGCUCUAGCUGAGUUAUUUCUUGCAAACGAGA